This is a messenger RNA of Hymenoscyphus albidus, 8174 nucleotides long. The record is from the annotation of a GenBank genome assembly. Lineage: Eukaryota; Fungi; Ascomycota; Leotiomycetes; Helotiales; Helotiaceae.
GCUACCCCGGAUUGUUAUCGCCGAUCGCCGAAAUACACUAUCUUAGCGCCACACUAUCUUAGCGCCACGCUAGCUACUUUCAGCCUAUUUUCGUCUCUCACCUUCACCGCCUACUCCACUGAAAUAAUUUUUGUCAAGACUGAGCGCAGUCGCAUCAGAUCGCAUCGUGAAUAGCUUCAAGCUUGAUUUCUCACUCCACCCCACCCACCAGCUUCGUUGAAGCUCCCACCGCCCAACAUGCCAUCUACAAGUUCUGGGCGUAUCGUCAAAAUCCGUAAGGGGAAAAAGGGAACAAUGCACCAAAAGAACCAUCGAUGGGAAUCCUUCACAGCGAAAAUAUCCAAGCUAAACUCCCUCGACCCCAUCCGACGAGUACGUCGCCACGAUAUCGAAGCCGAGGACCUCACAACCGCCACUUCAUACUUCAAAUCGGGCUUGGAAAAAUGGGGGGAACUUAAUAUGUCCGAGGCAUUUGUCAACUUUGCGGACGAAGUCUUGCCCAUGUGCGAUAGUCUCCCGCAGAUUUUGCAUUUCGAGGAUAAGAUCAUGGGAAUAAUUGUAUCAUAUAUGGAAAAACGGGAACGGGAGUCAAUUGAACCUCUCUUGGAACUGAUUACGGAUUUUGCGCACGACUUGGGUCCAAGAUUUGAGAAGCAUUAUGCAAAAACGUUGGAAUUGGUCACUUCUAUCGCUGGUACGCCACAGGAUGUUGAAGUGAUUGAAUGGAGUUUCAGUUGUCUCGCAUUUAUGUUCAAGUACCUCUCCAAAUUCCUGGUCCCAGAUUUACGACCAACCUACAAUUUGAUGGCGCCUUUACUGGGAAAACAUCGACAGCAACCACAUAUUGCCCGUUUUGCUGCUGAAGCUCUGAGUUUUCUCGUUAAGAAAGCCGGCACUCCAGGACAUAGAGAAAAAGCAUUACCUCUGAUUGUGUGCCAUGCCAAAGCUGACUUAGAGAGCAUUUCUGGAACCAAAGAAUUUGGUCUCUACUACCACGGCCUGAUGACUUUAUUUGCAGAGGCAAUGAAAGGAAAUGGUUUAAGCAUUCACACGUCUGGUCCAGCAAUCUUCAGAUGUUUGGUAUCAACACUGGGCGAGACAGAUUGGAGAUUGAAAGAAUCGUCCCCAUGGGAGAAUCUUGUUACUGGUGUCCUAACUAGCAUGGUCCACCAUUCUAGCUCUGAUACUUUCAAGGAUAUUUUGAAUGUAGUUGAAGAGUCAGCCAGUACCGCUGUGGAUCAAUUCCAAGACUCAACUAAAGAGAACGACUUUUGCCGUCUAUUGUUUCUGGGCAGAUGUAUCGGUGUCGCGUGUGGUGUUAGAAAGGGCACACGAAUUGCUGCUAAUUGGCCGAGCGUAUUAAAGGUACUGGCAAGCAUUCUGCGAGCGAUAUCAAAAAACACAAGCGCCGUCAAUAAUUUCAACUCAAAAGAUGGCCUUUGGAACAAUAUUAUUCUUAGUGUUUCCAUUGUAUUACAAUAUGCCCCUAUGGAUGCGAUAAUCUCUUUCAUUUCGCCAUUUCUCGACUCCUUGACGAAGGAGCCUCUGGCUGAAUGGUUCUUGCCUUUCUCUUCGUAUUUUUCGGAAGCUGACUCGGCACGGUUCCGAAGUAUUGCUUUGCCCUAUUUUCAAAGGUAAGAAGUCUCCCGAGCAUUUUGGCCAGGUUCUAACGUGUCGGCAGAUUUGUAGUCGCGCAUUGGUCAGAUGCGGAAAAUGGCGACACUCUCUCUGUACUAUUGCCAAAAAUGGUGUCUUCUGGUGUACUACCCAGCCACUAUGGUAAAGAUGGCUUCAACUUGCCUCAGUCAUGGCAAGACCAGAUUGUGAGCAAAUUUGAGAAACUGGAGGUUUCGCCAUUCCCUGAACAGGCUUCCGCAGGAUCUCAAGACAGGAGUCCUACAACUUGGCAUGAUCGAUGUCUUCCCAAAUAUAACGCGCUUCUCGAAGUUUUGGCAUGUACUGUCGUACAUCCAUCAACUAAUGCCCGAAUUUCUGAAAUCUUGCUUCGAAAAUUGAAACUAGCGUUGCGACCUUCGUCGUCUCUUGCCCCAGAAGAAGCAAACUUUAUAGUCGGGCGAGGGUUCAGUGCGUUUUCAAGAAUGAGGAAAGGUGCCGGCGAGGUCGAUCGAGCCCUCGAGCCAUUACUACGUGCAGCCGCACCAAGAUAUGCUCGCCUACCCCAUUUUUUGGAAGCUAUGUAUGAUUAUGAAACAAGUCUAAAGUUAUCCCCCAAGCCCAAGACUGCAGCGGGGAAGGAAGAAACAGAGGCCGACGCAGAGGUUGACCUGCUUACAACGUCAUUAAUUUCCAAUCUCUCAACCGGAUCACACAAUCUACGACUUUUAUCUAUUCGUUUGUUAGACCAUCUCUACACAACAGAGCAUGGAUCCGCAUCAGAAGCUCUCUCAAUUAUGAUAAUGGUAGAGCAGACUCCACUCGAUAUAGAGAGUGCUCGGUCUGCAUCAAUGCACAUCCGAAAACUUGCCACGUUAUAUCCACAUCAAGCACCGUCAUCGUGGCUCAAGCAAGCAAUCCCAUCGUUUUGCUUCGGUAUGUUAACCGUCAAGUAUGCCCAGAUAUGGGAAGACUCAUGUCUUGCUCUUGAACAAAUUUCAGAGUCCAAGAUUGGCGAGGAAGUCGUUGGAAAGCUUGCGUUUGGCUGGUUAGACUCGCCUUCUAUGACCUGGGAUGGGUCGGCUAAGAAUGUAGAGCAGCCUCGAAAUAAUGGACUGACAGAUUUUGAAUGUUCAAACUUGUCCACUCUGGACCAACAGGCAAAUGAUGCCUUGUCUGAGGUUAUCAAAGCUCGAGAUACCAUGCUGCAGAGAUUUGAGGAUGCCCAACAGUUGGUAACAUCGCCACCCCCAGUUGCCAGAUCACAGGCACUCCGGUUGCUCCUCGUCACUCCUACUAUUGCAGAGAAGAGGUCUAGGCAGCUUGUUCCAAUGUUCCUAUCUUGGUCCAGCAAGUCAGGAGAUGAUCAAGACCCAUCUGGAGAACGUGCAGAGAUUGUACCAAGCGGUUGGACCAGAAAAGACCAGAAAUCACAGCUCGAUUUGUUCAGCUCCUUCGUCAACCCAAAAUCGCUAUACAAGUCUGAAGAAGUAAAGGUUUCACUUCUGCAGUUAAUUGCGAAUGGAGAUAUCGAAAUUCAAAAGUCUGCACUGAAGGCUAUCUUCACCUGGAAGGACAAUAGCAUCCGACCGUAUGAAGAAAAUCUUCUUAACCUUCUGGAUGAGAAUCGCUUCAAGGACGAGAUUUCGACGCUGCUUCAGGGAGAAACGCUAAUUCAGCCUGAUCAUAGACCAUCACUCAUGCCUGUUCUUCUUAGGCUGCUCUAUGGGCGCUCUAUCUCGAGAAAGGGCGCUGCGAGUGGCAAAGCAGGAUUGGAAGCGCGAAGACUGACAGUUCUACGAAGCUUGAGCGUUGAAGACGUCGAGCAUUUCUUAGAUAUUUCCCUUGAUGAACUGAAAGAUCUCAACUUACUCAAGAAUGGUUCAGUAGAGGAUUCCGUGUUCGAUAAGCAGAUUCUGAGUGUGCGGAAACAACUUGGUGUGACCAAUAUGCUUGAAGGAGUAUUAAAGGAGCUUGGUUCAAAAGUAGCGCCAUUUGCCGAGAAGCUAUCCCAGACUGUACUAUACUGCACCAUUCAUGCUUCGCGUCAGUUAGAGGAUGACACGGAAGAACUUGAUGGGGAGACAGAACAGGUCACUCAAACCUCUCUGCUUAAGGUCGUUCGCCAAACUGGACUGAAGUGCCUGAUCCUCUUGUUCAACAACGCCGCUGAGCUAGACUGGUCUCCGUACUUGGAGACCAUCGUCAACAACGUUAUCCUUCCUAGGCUUGAAAAGCUACCAAUCGAAACUGCUCAAAGUGUUGCCACAAUUUUGCGACUUCUUUCAACCUGGUCUAUGUCCGCAAAUUCCGUGCUGUUUCUUGGGAGCAAUGCAGAAAUCUUGCCAAAGUUGGCUGAAUGUCUUGCCCCUUUAAAGUCAAAAGACGAGGUCAAACUCUAUGUCUUGAGUGUUAUCAGAAAUAUCAUCAAGAUUGCUCGGGAAGACGACAAUGACGCAAUUAAAGCUCAAGUCAAAACUGAAUUACUUACACCGAAUAUGGAUCAUUUUCUCUCACACAUUGGUGGUGUUCUUCGUGGUCAGCAUGAUCUUAGCAAGGACUUGCUCGAAGGUUGUGUGGCUACAGUUUCAGAACUUGCCCCAUUUGUCACUACCUCGACGCAGGCUCAUAAUCUUGUGAGCGUGUCGGUAUUCCUCCUCGAUCAGCCCUCGCGGCGUGUCAGUCCAAAAACGAAAUCCGGGCUUUUGCUGGUCCUUGAGCACUUUGUUCCACUUUACGAUCUGCAAAAUGAUCCGGAGCUGAAGGACAAAGUCUACAAUACUGUAACUUCACUGUUUGGGUUCUUCAAGGACAAAGAUAGUCGAGAAGUUCUAUCGCGUGUGCUAAUGGUUUACGCUGAGAAAGAUCCAGUCCUGGGAGACGUCGCCACUAUAUGUCUUGGUCUUAACUCUUUUAUUGAAGGCCGACUUGAUGAGCCCGACUAUGACCGCCGUCUCAAGGCAUUCAAACUCAUCACAACUCCUAAGGAUUCGCUCACAGCUCAUCAAUGGAUUCCGCUCCUUUACAACAUGCUGUUUUACAUCCGCCAUGACGAAGAAUUCGGAAUUCUUUCCUUGAACAGUUCCGAUGGUUUGUGCCAAUUUGUUAGUUCGGCAGGCAGCGCCGCGGAUGAUUCCGAAAAAGCAUCAUUUAAGAGUCUGAUAUCAACGGUUUUGAUGCCAGCCAUAUUUCUUGGUGCCCGAGAACCAUCUGAAGUCAUACGAAGGGAAUAUUUGAAAGUCAUGGCUCAUCUCGUUCGAACUUUCCCCGAUUGGGAUGAAGUCGGGGAUAUGUACGGUCUUCUUGCUGGCGAAGACGAACUUGAAUCUUCAUUCUUCAAUAAUAUUAUCACAGCCGGUAAAGGGCGACAGUCUAAUGCUUUAAGCCAGCUUUCUAAUGCCGCGCAAAGAGGGGAAUUGAGUGGAAAGAAUGUUAGCCACUUCUUUAUUCCUCUCAUCGAACACUUCAUAUUUGAUCGGGCUGAAGGAAGUGAUGCUCACAAUCUGGCAGCGGAAGCUACAACUGCAGUGGGGAUUCUGUCAGGAUCCUUGGAAUGGCAACAGUACAGAGCGAUGUUGAGAAGGUUCAUUGGUUACGUUCGCGCAAAACCUGAACUGGAGAAACAGAUAAUACGCCUUUUAGGUAAGGUCAUUGACGCAUUGGCAUUAGCAGCACAAGAAUCGCCUGAGGUCGAGGACUCCAUGAAACCACGUAGCAAGCUAGCAAAAACCAUGCCAAAACAGCUCAAACUCGCAGAAGACCUUAGCACAAACAUCCUUCCAUCUUUGACGAGCUACCUACACGACAAAGACGAAUCUACUGUCAGUCUCCGUGUCCCAGUCGCAGUUAUUAUUGUGCGGCUGUUGAAGCUGCUUCCCCAAGAACAGCUCAACGAAAAGUUACCACCUGUUCUCACAGAUAUUUGUUACAUUCUGAGAAGUAAAGCUCAAGAGGCACGAGAUAUGACUAGAGACACUUUGGUCAAGAUAUGUGUCUUGCUUGGUCCUUCUUGUUUUGGUUUCAUUUUGAAGGAGCUAAGAGGAGCAUUGGCAAGGGGUUAUCAGUUGCAUGUUCUCUCGUAUACAAUGCAUUCCAUGCUUGUAGCAACAACACCUGAAUAUGCGCCUGGUGAUUUGGAUUACUGCUUGCCAUCUAUUAUUGCCAUUAUCAUGGACGAUAUUUUUGGCGCUAUUGGUCAAGAAAAAGACGCCGAAGAGUAUGUGAGCAAAAUGAAAGAGGUCAAGAGCAGCAAGAGUCAUGACUCGAUGGAACUCAUCGCCAUGACAGCCACUUUGAGUCGAUUGACGGAUCUGGUCAAGCCAAUACAAGCCUUACUCAAAGAAAAGCUCAGUCUAAAAAUGGUUCGAAAAAUUGACGAAUUGCUUAACAGAAUAAGUAACGGCCUUUUGAGGAAUUCUGCCGCUCAGAGCCGCGACAGUCUUAUCUUCUGUUACGAAGUUAUCCAAGAUGUAUACAAUGCCCAAAAGCCGACAGAAAAGUCCAAAGGAAAUUACCGACUCAAGCGAUAUCUCCUCCAAGAAGGCGCCAAGAGAGCUGGCGAGAGGGGAAGCAACACAAUCUACACUUUUAAAUUGGUCAGAUUUGCUUUCGAUGUUCUUCGCUCAGUUCUCAAAAAAUAUGACGAUCUUAGAACCUCGAGUAAUUUGGCUGGAUUCAUUCCUAUUUUGGGUGAUGCCAUUGUACAGUCCGAAGAAGAGGUGAAAGUGGCUGCUUUUCGAUUGCUCGCGACUAUAGCCAAGGUUCCUUUAAAGACCGCUAUUGAUGGCACAAAUUUGUAUCGAAUCGCGGCUUGGGAGGCAACAAAAUGCAUAUCGGCCUCCUCAACCACUACAUCAGAUAUUGCGCAAGCAUCCAUCAAAAUGAUUUCCGUCAUUCUUCGAGACCGCCAGGAUGUUGCUAUAAAAGAUACCUCGGUUGAUGAGCUUCUUGUCAGGCUGAAAGAUGACAUGACAAAACCUGAACGUCGCCAUGUUACAUUCAACUUGUUGAGGGCAGUCAUGGACUCAAAGAUCCAAACGGCCUUUGUAUACGAUACUUUGGAUUACGUUGGUACUGUCAUGGUCACCAACGACGACAAAGACACCAGAGAUUUAGCUCGAGGUGCAUAUUUUCAGUUUCUCCGAGACUAUCCCCAGAAGAAGAAUCGUUGGACAAAGCAGCUUGCUUUUAUUGUUGCCAAUUUGAAGUAUGAUCGAGAGGGUGGUCGUUUGUCAAUUCUAGAGGUCAUCCAUCUGCUGCUGUCAAAAUCGUCCGACGACUUUGUUCAAGAAGUUUCAGCAACAUGCUUUGUACCGCUUAUUUUUGUUCUCGCCAACGACGAUAGCGAGAAGUGCCGUAUGGCAGCCGGUGAAGUUAUGAAGGAGAUUUUCAAAAAUGCCGACAAGGAGAGACUUGUAUCAUUCCUCACUAUGCUCCGAUCGUGGGUGAAGCAGACAGAAAACACAUCGGUAGUAAGAUUGGCUCUGCAGACUUAUGGGUUCUAUUUUGAAUCAACUGAGAAUGAGGGCAAAGAUGUUCCUAUCCUUCAGGAUUGCAUUCAUGAAACCAUCAGACUGGCGAAAGAUUCCGACUCGGAUUGGGAGCAGAUCUAUGCUGGAUUACAAUUGGCAAUCACCCUCGUUCAAAAGUUCCCUGACUCAAUGCUUUCUUCCAAGAUGAAGUAUUUCUGGGUCUCUGUUAGGUCUUGUCUCAUGUUUCCACAUGCUUGGGUCAAAUCAUCUGCCGCGAAAAUCAUGAGUAUCUACUUCGCGGACUUUGCACGAACCGACGCAGAAACUGAAUUCCAUGGUCUGCCUCUGAAGGGCUCGGGAGGGUUGAAACUCGACGGCGAUGAUAUCACAGACUUGAUUCGACGCACCGUACACAUGUUCAAGACUCCCGGUCUCACAUCGCUCCUCGCGGGGGAAAUCUCCAAGAACCUCAUUUUCCUCGGUCGCUGCGCCGCCGCCAACGAUUUAAAAUGGGGUAAAGCACAAGAAGUGGCAUCAGACGAUGAGGAAGAGGACGAGGUAGAGACAGAGACCAAGGAACAAGAAACAGCUUUACACUACCUCUUCAACAAACUCUCCUUCAUCCUCCGGAAAGAACUCUCCCCACCCCGUGCCCCAGCACUCAUCCUAAAAUCCUCAGCACUCCAACUCCUCUCCCAUCUCCUCUCCCAACUCACACCCGAAGAACUCACCCCAUCCCUCCAAACCAUCCUCCUACCCCUUCACAACCUAACCGAUCCAUCCAUCCCCGCGCCCUACUCCACGGACACCGCUUUCAAAGAAGGCUACCAGGAGUUGAGAGAUAGCAGUGAGGCAGUCAUGGAGACGAUCAAGGGGAAAGUGGGGACACAGUUGUAUACUGAGGCGAUUUUAGGUGUACGGGAAGGCGUGAGGAAGAGGAGGGAGGAGAGGAGGGGGAAGAGACGGAUUGAGGCGGUUAGUGAUCCACUUGCUCAUGGAGAGUUUAAGAGGAAGAAGGGGGAGAGGAAGAAGGAGAGACGGAAGGAGAGGGGGCAGGAACAUAGUUUGAGGAGGGUGGGGGAGUUUUAG